Molecule: messenger RNA, 2523 nt
Organism: Trichoderma reesei QM6a
Lineage: Eukaryota; Fungi; Ascomycota; Sordariomycetes; Hypocreales; Hypocreaceae
Product: N-terminal fungal transcription regulatory domain-containing protein
Exons: 5
Coding region: 228-2339 (703 amino acids)
Biological process (GO): regulation of DNA-templated transcription
Molecular function (GO): DNA-binding transcription factor activity, RNA polymerase II-specific; zinc ion binding
Source: RefSeq, a predicted model, not a curated record
GGCAACGCGGACAGAAAUCGCCACGCAACUGCUAGUAUCAAGAAGCUCAAGGAAGAGGGGGAACUGACUUGGCACAUGCCUGCGGAGCUCAGCUUUUAGGCGAGUGCUUGAGCUGGCGAUAUGAGUUGACAGAAAGAUCCGGACAUCCACCACCUCUGAGUAUCUCCAACUAGAUGCUGUCAUCGCGUCGUAUCCAAGCUGCCGUCCUGACACAUGUCUGAGCAGAGAUGAAGAAGCGAUACCCACCGCUCCUCCCGUCUGUCCCUGGACAGCCAUCAGGCCCGGCAGAGCCUUCGUCGAGCUCGCAGCAGCUCAAGCGACGUCGCACCGGCGUUUCGGUCGCCUGCAAUGCUUGUCGUCGGAAGAAAAUCCGGUGCGAUGGCCUGCGGCCAACGUGUUCCACAUGUCGGGAGCUUGCCGUCCGGUGUACAUACCGCGACGACUACAAGCUGACCCCGGAGGCGCAGGGUCUCCUUGUCGAGGUGAUGCGUCUCCUCAACAGCCUGCCGGAGCGAGAGGCGAUUCGCAUGCUGCGGUAUCUGAAGAGCGAGACCGACGCGGCAGUGAUUCUGUCCACGCUACGAGGGGGGAUAUCUGCGAUCCAUCAGCCGUCGGAGCUCCGUAUUGCCGUGGCGACAAUGGACAAUUCCUUUCAUGCCCUCCAGCUUGGAUCACAGAAUCCAGUUGCAUACCCAUAUCUGCCUCCGCUUCAACCGCAGGCUUUGCCGAGGGAUGACUUUCGGCGGCUCACUACGAUGGGAAGCAAGCCUUCGUCUCCCUAUUCUCCUUCUCGACGGAUGCUCUGGGACCGCGAUCCCACCGAGUCCCAGGCACCGCUCUGCGAUGAACGGCUGCAUCAGCUGGAUAUCAGUCACUGGACCAAUGCUCCGAUCAACAACGAGUCGGCCGCCCGUGCCAUCUCCCUGUAUCUGGAGACGGAUCAUCCGCUGCUGGGCUUCUUCGAGCCCAACCUGUUCGUAUCGGACCUGAUCAACCACAAACAUGACUACUGCUCCCCAAUGCUGGUCAACUCGCUGCUGUAUUGGGCCUGCGUGAAUAAUGCCCGUGCCGUCUGCGCCGUCGACCCAGGCAUCGAUGCUCUCGCAGCCUACUUCUGCGCCGAGGCCGAGACGAUAUGGAGGACGGAACGAGAGUCUGACUCGCUUCUCAACCUGGCCUCCGCCCUCUUCCUAGGCCUGGGCUACCUCGGCCAAGGAAGAGACCAUGCUGUGCUGUCGUACACUUCGCAGGCUACCAAGAUGGCCACCAGGCUGGGCCUCUUUGGCGUCGACGAACACAGUCGUGCGAAGCCCAGCAUCGACAAGCUGUCCAAAGAGGCAGCCAGUGCGUAUAUGUACGCCGCAUGGGGAUCAUUCAACUGGAUCAGUCUCAUGUCGCUCUUCUACCGCCAACCGGGAAUAUUGGGCCCUCGGAGCCCCCCGAGCUUGCCCAUACCCGGCAUGGAGGAGGACAUCGAGGCCGCCUCGUCAGCCACAAGCCCUGGGUCUCCUCGCAGGGAAGGACCCGAGCCCGAGCCUCAGUCGCGGUACAUGGGAGGCGUAUUUCCCUACCUGUGCCAGUUCUGGAGCAUCAUGUAUGAGGUCAGUCUAGCGUAUGACGACAGCCAAUCGUCUCUGGAUAGCCAAGGGACCUUGUCCUUCGCGGAGCAUAAGUUCCGCCAGCUGCUCGCUUGGAGCAACACUCUCCCGUCACGCCUCCUCCGAGCCAACCAGAACCCGCAUUAUGUCCAAGUUCUUCACAUAUGGUUCCAUACUGCCGUUCUCUGCCUCUUCAGGCCGUGCAUCCAGGAGUUUGGUGUUGCUCGACUUCGAACGAUGGUUAGGAGCAUCAGCUCCCCGGAUAUUGUGUAUGCCGCUUCGGUCGCGCAGCUGAAAGACCUCGUCCUCAAUUUCAGACUCCAUUUCGCCUCCUCUACGUACACCGUGCUGUGGCAUACAGCCUUGAUCUACAUUACUAACGAGCUCCUCACCGGCCCCAAGGACAAUGACUGGUUCUUCUACUUUUUGAUAUGCGUGUACGGCUAUGAACGUCUGAGCCGGUCCUGGCGGGUGACCACGUCCAUUUCCAGAGCCCUGUUGUCAAUGGCUCUACGAAAGGGGGGCAUAACCAGUACCACAGCCCGGACAAUCCUGAAAGAUCUUGGACCGGACGACUUUCGCAAAAAGUACGGCGAGAUCCGGGCCACAUUCAUGGCAGACUUGGACAUGGCCGAGGAGGAUCCCAGCAAUGCCACUGUUGAGAGGCAGGCUGAGGACUUUGAGCACAAUGCCAUGCUGCGAGACUAUACAAAUAUACUAGACGCGGACGAGGCGGCAUGAUACGAGGAAGAUGCACAAGCGGUAUAUAUGGCGAUAUCUCGAGCGAUUGCAUCCUCUACUGCUCGAGUUUGGUAUCUAGACAGUGUGGUACGCGUCUGCCGCUGGACCAUAAAGCACAUCAGUUGGUAGACAUGUGUAAUGACUAAAGAAGAUAUCCGCUUGAUAGCGAGUUCGGAGUUGCUGC